Molecule: messenger RNA, 1888 nt
Organism: Labrus mixtus (cuckoo wrasse)
Lineage: Eukaryota; Metazoa; Chordata; Actinopteri; Labriformes; Labridae
Gene: asb4
Product: ankyrin repeat and SOCS box containing 4
Exons: 6
Coding region: 135-1517 (460 amino acids)
Biological process (GO): intracellular signal transduction
Cellular component (GO): cytoplasm; nucleus
Molecular function (GO): protein binding
Source: RefSeq, a predicted model, not a curated record
CACUCUGGGUCUAUUUUUCCCCUCCGAUGGCUCCCUCUUCUCACUUGUUGCUUCUCCUACCUUAUUUCUGUCUUCCUUUCUCAAACACCUCCUGUAUCUGAUGUUGGAGCUCAUGGAGGCCUUCCUCUGUGGGUAUGGUUGAACCCUUCAUUGCCCUCAUUUGUGGGUUUAUUUCUUCUUUCCUCCAUGCUGUCUGGAGAACAUUAGUGCCACACGAGGAGCGAGUCUCUUCUCUUACAGAGCUCAUGGAAGAGUUGAGCCCCAGUCAGCUGGCUGUCAGACAGCUGAAGAAACAGUUCCUGGAGGCCCUGCAGGCCAACAAUGCUGAACAGGUCCUGCAGAUCCUGCACACAGGGAAAUUAGAUAUCAACGUAGUGCUGGAGGUGGACGACCCUGGAAUGAUACUGGCCUCAUACAAACAAGGUUAUUGGCUCCCAGGAUACAAACUGGAGAAGUCGUGGGCGAUGGGGAUCCAUGUGUGUGUGAUGUACAACGCUCUGGAAACAGCUCUGGUGCUCCUUCAGGAAGGUGCAUCCAUCAACGGAACGCCCAACGGGAAGACUCCACUGCAUGUGGCCUGCGAGGUCUCCAACAGCGACUUUGUUUCUUUGCUUUUGUCUCACAAGGCGAGGGUCAACAGCCUGUCACUGAGCGGGCACACACCGCUGCACCACUGCACCCGCCGGGAGUCUGUGGACUGUGCCAAGCAGCUCAUCCUCAAAGGUGCAGACGUCAACAUGCCUAGCCACAGCAAUGAAGAGGAGACUGCUCUACACACAGUAGCCAGGUUUGCAGUCCCGGAGCUGGUGGCUCUCUACUUGGCUCGUGGAGCGCGUGUGGAUGCUCUCAACUCUCUGCAGGAGACUCCACUCAUGACUGCAGCUUUCUGGGCUUUUGACACCAGAGAACAAGUCUACAGAGAGGACCACCAUCUGGUCUGUCGCCUCCUGCUGGACCACGGGGCAGACCCAAAUCUCCAAGAAGAGGAUAACAAAACAGCUCUUCACAAAGCCGCCUGGAACUGCGAUCAUGUCCUGAUGCAGAUGCUGCUUGAGGCUGGAGCGAACACAAGAGCCAUGGACAUCAACGGCUGCGCCCCCAUCCAGUAUCUGCUCAAAGUGACUGAUGUCAGGCCUGCUGCCAUACCUGAGCUCUGCUACCAGCUGCUGCUCAACCACAAUGCAGCGCGGGUCUACCCACCACAGUUCCACAAGGUCUUGCAGUCCUGCCACAACUUGCCCAGGGCUGUAGAAAUCAUGGUCAACUCGUAUGAACGCUUAAAGCCCACAAAUAAGUGGAGAGCUGCCAUCCCUGAUGAGUGCUACAAGAGACAUAAAGUUUUCUACGACUCUUUGUUUGCCGUUUGCAGCAACACUCCUCGCAGCCUGCUUCACCUGAGCCGGUGUGCCAUCAGAGCCAGCCUGGCGGAGCUCUGUUACAGAGGUGUCGCACAGCUGCCUCUGCCUUCUUCCAUGAAGAAAUAUAUAUUACUGGAGCCUGAGGGGAUUCUCUACUGACGAUGGUCAUCAGAGACUUUUUUUUUUUUUAAAUCCAUAUUCUAAUCUGCAGCCUGACACCUAAAAGAUUGAACAGGAACUUUCACUCCCUGUCUGCAGAACAUGCAAAGUGAUCUUUGAACUUUUUCUCAUGCAUACCAUUCCUUGAGGCUUUCCCUUAGGAACAAGAAAUCCCUCAUUAGUGUUUGACAGCUCAAGAGAUAUUUGCUGUGGUAAUUCUUGUAAUAAAAAAAUAUUCAUGGUGAAUGGCGAGUGAGAAUUCCUCUUCCUGUGUUACUUCCCCUGAUUAUUAGAGGUUUAAGGGGAACAACAAUCGCCUCUCUUUUCUGAAGUCCUUGUUUUAAUUAUAUUUAAAUGACUCUUUCCAUAAA